Messenger RNA from Nematolebias whitei (Rio pearlfish), 2586 nucleotides. RefSeq names its product PDZ domain-containing protein 7-like. Gene Ontology annotation, biological process: auditory receptor cell stereocilium organization; sensory perception of sound. The transcript has 16 exons. NCBI's taxonomy places the organism in Eukaryota, Metazoa, Chordata, Actinopteri, Cyprinodontiformes, Rivulidae. Bases 1 to 2586 code for a protein of 861 amino acids. The record is from RefSeq and is a predicted model, not a curated record. Gene Ontology annotation, cellular component: stereocilium tip; plasma membrane; cilium. Gene Ontology annotation, molecular function: protein binding.
AUGGCUUUCUCAUCAGAUCCAUUCCACAGGGAGAAGCCUCCUGGAACCCAUGGGACUCACACAGCUACACGGAACCUCUUACGAAAGAAAGAGCAGCGCCGGCAUGGAAUCCGAUCCUCCUCGCCCAUGGGUCGGGUCAUCCUCAUCAACUCUCCUGUGGAUGGUGGAGAUGACAGUGAGGACCUCCACACAAUCACUGUGGAUAAGAGUUUGGACGGGAAGCUCGGGUUCAGCGUGCGUGGAGGCUCGGAGCACGGCCUCGGCAUCUUCGUCAGUAAGGUGGAGGACGACAGCACAGCAGAGGAGGCGGGCCUGCUGGUGGGGGAUAAACUGGUGGAGGUGAAUGGCAUCAGCCUGGAGAGCAUCACCAUGAGCAGUGCUGUGAAGGUCCUGACGGGCAACCACAGGCUGAGGAUGGUGGUGAGGCGGGUCGGGAAAGUCCCAGGCAUCCGCUUUUCCAAAGAGAAAACAACAUGGGUGGACCUGAUCCACAGGCGAAUGGUGGUGGAGGAGAGCGGACGGACACCUUCGGAGGUUAGCUCAGGCAGCGCCCUCCAAAGGAUCGUCCACCUUUACACCACCUCCGACGACUACUGUCUGGGCUUCAAUAUACGGGGGGGAAAGGAGUUCGGCCUGGGCAUCUAUGUCUCCAAACUGGAUCCAGGCGGUCUGGCCGAGCAGAACGGAAUAAAGAUGGGAGACCAGAUCCUGGCUGCCAACGGAGUGAGCUUUGAGGACAUCAGCCACAGCAGUGCUGUGGAGGUGCUGAAGAGCCACACUCACAUCAUGCUGACCAUCAAGGAAGCAGGCCGGUACCCUGCCUAUAAGGAAAUGGUGGCAGAAUACAGGUGGCUCAAUAAAUUGGCCAACGGCACUCAGCAGUCGUCCUCCCAGGCCUCAGACUCCAACUCUUCGACUUCCUCUCUGUCCUCUGGGACUCCAGUCAGCUCUCUGAGCGGCCUGUCUCAGGUCAUGUUCCCACCCAGCCUGCCGUUCGGUUCAGACAUGGUGGACGUCUGCAUCUCCACCGAGGACCUGAGGUGUGAGUCGGAGCUAACCGAGACCGCCAUCCAGACAGACGUGUCUUCACAGAGGAUCUCUGCAGACACCACUCGCAGCCUCGGACCCACCACCCUGCUCAAAGACACCGCCAUCCGGGGGGAGGAGGGCGGCCGGUGGAAAGAGUCGCCCAAGACGGCCGUGCUGAUGGCGCUCAGCAGGCCGAGCCGGCCCAUCAGCAGGUCGCAGAGCCAGGUCACCGUAGCAGAAAUCAAGCAGAAGAAGGAGAAGCAGAAGAAAAGGAAAGAUUCGGAGGAGAAGAGCACCCUGCAGAGAUCCAAGACCUUCGUCAACCUGCUGCUCAGAGGAGGACGCAGGAGGGACGCCUCCAGCGGUCGCUCCAAGUCCCCCAAAGUGGGACAAAAGCUCGGCGCCAUGCCGAACUCGGAGAUGCUUGGAGUGGUGGAGGACAUGUCCCGCAGGCUGCUGACCGAGGAGGAGGUGGCUGCAGUGAUGACGGCGUGCCGAAGGUAUGUAGCCGAGCGCUCAGUGGAGGACUUGAUUCGCCACCUGCUGGUUGUGUUGGACCGACCUGAAAAGCUGCUGCUGCUGAGGGAGAUCCGAAUGCUGCUCCCACCGUCUGAUCUGAGCGUGUUCAAUAACGUCGUGUCUGCAGUGGAAAUGGAAGCCUACGAUAUCCUCAGGUAUCGCUCAGUCCGAACUCCUCCUCUUCGAUCUCCCCUGUCUGGAAGAGCCCCCAAACGGCGCCUCAUCACCCCCAUCCCGGAUUUCAGGGGAGGCUUUGAGCUCCACAGUGCUGAGGAGGUGGAGAAAGAGAGCCACCUGCUGGAGGAGCUGGAGAAGCUCAGCCUGACUGGUUCCCAGGGAUCCAGCAGGAAGCCCAAGACCUCCAGGUCCUUCCCGUCUCUGCUGGACAUACCUGUGGAUGGAUAUGACCCAGAGCCCCGAGACCUCAGACCCCCCUCUGCCAGGACCAUGUCCCCCAACUGGCUGCUGGCCCACAGCAGCGACCCCCACCCUCCUCUCCGCACAGACAUCAACACAGUCCGCUCCGUCCACGUCGACGAGCAUUCGCUGCGCUCCACUUUGGACUGGGAGAAGGGACGGACUCUUUUCAGAAGCAGCCGUGCUCCGAACAGGAAGGAGCAGAAGUUCACUCUGCAGAGCGCAAACAGGAGGAGUCGGCCCCCGCUGUCUCAGGUGUUUGGGACUGAUCCGGACCGACAGGCGAACGGCUUCGAAAACGGACUCAUCGGUGCCGACCCUGAGGAGGAGCUCCAGUUCAGAACCGUCAGCAUCUCCAAAACCAAACAGUCUCUGGGGAUCAGUAUUUCUGGUGGGAUGGAGUCCAAGGUUCAGCCGAUGGUGAAGAUCGAGAAGAUCUUUCCUGGAGGAGCUGCCUCCACAUGUGAAGUCCUCAAGGCUGGGUUUGAGCUGGUCUCUGUGGACGGCGUUUCCCUCCAAGGAGUUACCCACCAACACGCUGUCGACGUCAUCCGCAAAGCCUUCAGCAACAAGGCCAAAGAGCCCAUGGCGUUUGUGCUCAAAGUUCCUAAAAACUCUUGA